AUGUAAUAAAACGCGCGCCAUGAAACCAGUCUGUCGAGAGAGAGUCCAUUUCCACCCGAGCGUCCACGUCGUGGCGGGUAUCCAACCCGUUGCCAGUAGCCCCUAACAACUCUUCUCCUGCAUACUAUAUACUCACCUGCUUGAUUCCCCGCUUCUAGUUCUCAUCGGAGCUGCAAUCCAUCGACCCUCAGCACAACGGCUUAACGCGCGCCACCCCCCGCGCUACGCUGCACACUCCGGUGCUAUACGGUCUCCACAGAUGGACGCCGACGCUGCCUCCCCGUCGGACCAGCACAGGACGGUGUGGACGGAGCCGCCCAAGAGGCCGGCGGGGCGGAUCAAGUACAAGGAGACGCGCCACCCGCUGUACCGCGGCGUGCGGCGUCGGGGGCGGCACGUGCGGUGGGUGUGCGAGGUGCGCGUGCGCGGCACCAAGGAGACAAGGCUCUGGCUCGGCACCUUCCGCACCGCCGAGAUGGCGGCGCGAGCGCACGACUCCGCCUCGCUUGCUCUCUCCGGAAGCGCCGCCUGCCUCAACUUCGCCGACUCCGCCUGGCGGAUGCUGCCCGUCCUCGCCGCUGGGUCUUCCAGCUUCAGCAGCGCGCGGGAGAUCAAGGACGCCGUCGCCGUCGCUGUCGUAGCGUUCCAGCGGCAGCGCUCCAUCGCGUCGAAGGACGUCCAAGGCUCGCCGACGCCGAGCGAGCUGUCCACGUCCAGCGAUUUGCUGGACGAGCACUGGUUUGGCGGCACGGAUGCCGGAUCGUACUACUCGCCGGGCAUGUUCAUGGAGCCGCCGGAGCGGCCUGAAAACCGCGAGCUCGGUGCCGGCGACGUGAUAGAUGCAAGUUUGGGUAUUGGGAAGAAGAAAUACAUCGAUCUAUGGGAAGCAACGUCCAUUUCUUUAGAAUCAAAGAACAAAGAGUUUUUGACGCUGCAACCGAUGGACACCGCCGCCCCCGGCUCCCCGCGUGAGGGGCACAGGACGGUGUGCUCCGAGCCGCCCAAGAGGCCGGCAGGGCGGACCAAGUUCAAGGAGACGCGCCACCCGCUGUACCGCGGCGUGCGGCGGCGGGGCCGGCUCGGGCAGUGGGUGUGCGAGGUGCGCGUGCGCGGCGCGCAAGGGUACAGGCUCUGGCUCGGCACCUUCACCACCGCCGAGAUGGCAGCGCGCGCGCACGACUCCGCCGUCCUCGCGCUCCUCGACCGCGCCGCCUGCCUCAACUUCGCCGACUCCGCCUGGCGGAUGCUGCCCGUCCUCGCGGCUGGCUCGUCCCGCUUCAGCAGCGCGCGGGAGAUCAAGGACGCCGUCGCCGUCGCCGUCGUGGAGUUCCAGCGGCAGCGGCCCGUCCUGUCCACGCCAGAGACGCACGACGGCGAAAAGGACGUCCAAGGCUCACCGACGCCGAGCGAGCUGUCCACGUCCAGCGACUUGUUGGACGAGCACUGGUUUGGCGGCAUGAACGCCGGCUCGUACUAUGCGAGCUUGGCGCAGGGGAUGCUCAUGGAGCCGCCGGCCGCCAGAGCGCGGAGCGAGGAUGGCGGCGAAUACAGCGGCGUCCAGACGCCGCUUUGGAACACUUAUCCGACUAAUUAAGCCAUGUACACUUUUAGAAACUACUCCUAGACUACUAGUGGUUGUGUUCGUCCAAAUAUGGGAAGAUACAGAGUAAGCAUCAGGAGCAAUUUUUCUUCCCGUAUUUGAGAGCUUCCGGUUUCUAUUUGCAGGGAUGAAGGACUGAAUUUGUCUAUAAACUAUAAAGACCAAAGAAAAAUGACCAUAUCUGGUAGCCUAGUACUCACAGGUGCACUGAAUCUCCAUGGACCGGAAUCAAAAUAUCUUAUGGCAACAUGGAGAAGAAAACGACAAAUGAAAAGGAUGUCGCUGUUGAGUGCUACAACUUGACAAAAAAAAUGGUUGUUGGACAGAUUAUAUGCCAAA
Molecule: messenger RNA, 1939 nt
Organism: Triticum urartu
Lineage: Eukaryota; Viridiplantae; Streptophyta; Magnoliopsida; Poales; Poaceae
Source: RefSeq, a predicted model, not a curated record